AAGGACCAUUGGAUUGGAGUUAGUGGGAUGAAUCAACAGGUAAACAACAAAAAAGAAUUUGCAUUCAUUUCAUAUCAUGUCAUGUCCAUCACAAUAUAUCCAGCAUGUUCAUCAUGUUCAUCAUGUUCAUCGUGUUCAUGUUCAUAUCCCAUAUUCACAUUCAUCCAAGUAACACACAGAAUGUGCCCAUCUUGUUCAUGUUUGGAUUCAUAUCCAUUUGUCCAUUUGUGUGUCCCUUCCUUUACCAUCCCAUCCCUCCAUCCCCCUCUUUUUUCCUCGUUCACUUUCUUUCGUCCUCAUCUUCUUUCCCUGCUUUGUCUCUGUCCCCUCUUUCUUUUAAAAAAAGCUGUUUAAUCUGCAGUGCACGAACUGCUCCCCGAGAAAUAAAAGAGUCGUUUUUAAAAAAGAAGGGUGAAAAAGUGAAAGAGAAAGGGAAAAAGACAAAGGUGAAGAGGGGGGUCUCAAACAACGAAUGCAAACAGCAACUCUAAACAACAAACAUCCAGCACAUACAGCACAAACGAUCCAAGGAAUCAAUGUUUGUACACAACAAAGAUCGAUAGACUGACUGACUGACUGACUGACUGACUGACUGACUGGGAUGGCAUGAACAUGAACAUGAACAUGGGAUUGAUUUGAUAGUUGAAAUGAAUCUUUUUUUUUUUUUUUUUUU
Messenger RNA from Lobosporangium transversale, 673 nucleotides. RefSeq lists its product as hypothetical. Lineage: Eukaryota; Fungi; Mortierellomycota; Mortierellomycetes; Mortierellales; Mortierellaceae. The record is from RefSeq and is a predicted model, not a curated record. The transcript has a single exon. The coding region runs from base 105 to 491 and encodes 128 amino acids.